AUGGACUGGCCCAGAACACCACCUAUGGGCUGGAUGUCAUGGGCGACAUUUCUUUGUGAAAUAAAUUGCAGAAAGCAUCCGGAUCGUUGCAUCAGUGAGGAUCUAUUUCGUCAAAUGGCUGACAGAAUUGUUGAGGAUGGAUUCCUGGCAGCUGGUUACAAUCGUAUACAUAUCGAUGACUGCUGGAUGGAACGUACCCGAAACGAGUUCGACAAGUUGGAAGCCGAUCGUGAACGCUUCCCCAGCGGAAUAAAGGCGUUAGCCAAAUAU
This is a messenger RNA of Cooperia oncophora, 270 nucleotides long. NCBI's taxonomy places the organism in Eukaryota, Metazoa, Nematoda, Chromadorea, Rhabditida, Trichostrongylidae. The record is from the annotation of a GenBank genome assembly.